Messenger RNA from Trichosurus vulpecula (common brushtail), 2603 nucleotides. It is a transcript of the gene AKAP19, whose product is annotated as chromosome 2 C2orf88 homolog. NCBI's taxonomy places the organism in Eukaryota, Metazoa, Chordata, Mammalia, Diprotodontia, Phalangeridae. The record is from RefSeq and is a predicted model, not a curated record. Bases 325 to 594 code for a protein of 89 amino acids. The transcript is spliced from 3 exons. Gene Ontology annotation, molecular function: protein kinase A regulatory subunit binding.
AGCCCGCCGCAGACGGGGCUCCCCGGGCCUGGCCCGAGCCCCCCGUGUGCCCCCGCAGCAGCUGUCCGGGCCGCGGGCGAGUAGUCUGCUAAACGGCAGUAAUAUCAGAGUGAUACAGAAGGUGAGGAAGGAGCCCCAUUCUGUGGAUAAACCAUAAAUGAGAAGAGUGGUGAAAGGAGUUUUCGAUUCCUGCUCCUAGGAGGAAAAACGCUGCUUUAUCAAUCACGCUGGUUUAUCAGUCACAUUACCUAUCAGAGUAUUCCAAAGAUGCUGCUAAAGUAGCCGUGGACAUCUCCCUCCUCCUCGGACUGAUUCCUGAUUACUAUGGGCUGCAUAAAGUCAAAGCAAACUUUCCCUUUUCCAAACACAAUCUCUGAGAAGAGACAAGACAGUGAGGAGAGAUUUCUAACCGAAAAGCCUUCGAUGAUUUCUGUCAGAACAGAGGUUGUGAAGGAUUCUUCCACCAGGGUGGUGGUGUUGGAGUAUGCCCAUCGUCUGUCCCAGGAAAUCAUGGAUGAAGCGGUGAAGCAGUGGGCGGCCAAUGACAGCAGGUAUGGGGACAUCCCAUACAUUGAGAGUGAGGCGGUGCCCUGAGGCUGCCUGGCUCACUCUAGAAUGGAUGACUCCACGAAACUAUAGGUUUAAAACAGUGUACACUGGUGCUAGUUCAAAUACAGAAGAAAGCAAAAACUGAUGUGAUUACGUACAUAGAACUCCAGCUGUAUGUAAAAUAUCUUAUGUUGCUUUGAUGGGAGAGUAGGUACUAAAAUGAAACAUCUGCUAUGAUCAGCACUAGGUCAAGAAUAAUUGUUUUCUUCUUUGUUUGCCUUGGAUUAUAGUCUGAUAUAGCUUAAAUGGCCUCAUGGGGUCCUGUAGCACUGAUGCAUUUAACUGGCUAUUCUCCUGCAAUCAUGCGACAAGCCUCUCACUUCAUGCAACAUCGCCAAAGAAUGAAAAACAUCACUAUUCAUGGCCAUUGUUUUUUAAGUAUAUGCUUUUAGCUCCACUAUCUAAUGAUGCCUGACUGUUGCACAGGCAAAGAUCAUCAGUAUGAAAGGGAAGGUUCUCAUAAAAACACCACAUUUGGGGCUGGUUAGAGCAAGAAUGCCCCUUUUCCUAUUCAUGGGCAGCCUUUGCUCCAGAAAUAGAUGGCUAAAGAGAACCUAUGUGCUUUUUAUCAUGAGAAAAUAGUGGUGUUUGCAUUUUUGAAGAGGCCCUUAAGGAUUUCCCUUAACAAAACUCAUCAAAUACAUUAAAGAAAAGCACUUAUCAAUUAACUUUUGAGUGGCAGGGUUAGACUACCACAUUCCUUAGGAUGCACACAGUCCACCACCCCAUCGCCAGGUCAUCAAGUCACUCAGACUCUCCCUAUGUAUAAACCACUCAUUUCAAAUCUUAAAUGUUGGAAAAUACCAAAUCUUAAGGUGAUGGUAAAUGCUAAAAUUGAAUGAGCAGGUGGUUAUACCACCCCAAGCUGGAAGGCACCAGUCUUGACAUUGAAUUUGCAUUGAGUUUUCAAUGCCUGCCGAGGCAGGCAGACUUCCUUCUUCUUCCCCCAGAGCCCUGCCUAAUUGCUGUUCUAGCAGCUUCUGUUGAGUCUAGAAAUCAAGAAAACUCCCAAAAGGAUUAUGGUGGGCUAGUGUAAUAAAUGAGAUGUUAAGCCUUAAGAGCUUAAAUCUUUAAAAACAACAACAAAAAAUCCAUUAAGCUGUUGCUUCCUCACUACCCUGCCUACAAAGCUAACCUGGCUGUAUGCCAAGUGGGCCCAGUAGCUUGUCUUAGAGAAGCUAUGAGUUUAUCUUAUGGGAUGUGUCAGCAUCAAUGAACAUGUUUCCCUACUUAGAAGAGUAGUGUAUGGAGGACUUAAGAGACAUAAGCCUAAGCUGAUGUGGUAUGUUUGGGUGCCUUGCAACUGUUUCCUUCUGUCACUUUCACAGACCUGGUUCUGAAAACUAAAAUGCUGAUGAGUGAGCACCUUAUGGCAAUACCCUCGAAGACUUUUCCAAGGGAGCAGCUACCAAAAACUUAACAAGAAAACUUCGGAAUGAAUCAUUUAUUUGUAUGGUCAUACCCAUGGAGUCUAAGCUGGAGCCAACUCCAGCGUUUGGAGUACUAGCUUCUUAGCAAGUUUAUUCCCUGUUCAGUUUCAUGGGGAUGGGGGAGGGCAUGGAUGGUCUCUUUAAAGCACACCCUUUCCAGGUCAUCUGUUUAAAGCGUUGUAAUAAAAACUGGGUAUGAAUUAUAGGACUAACCAUAGAGGAAUAGAUAAGGGCCAUGCUUCACUGCAAUCUAGCACUGAAAUGAGCCACCGCAGACUUCCGUUAGCGCUCCUGCUUUUUCCGUUCUCCUCAUCCAAGUCUAAAGAGAAGGGAAAGGGGGAUAUAGCACGUAAAUAAGAUGUAUGUAUCCUGCACAGCAAAGCGGCUGGAAAAAAAGAUACCUCUACUCACUUAAAAAAAAACUACUUUUAAACACAAGAGAAUCCUACCUAGCACACUUCUUUAAAAAUGAGUGCUAAGUCACCUUUAUUAGUGAUGUUAUCUUGUGUGUUCAGUCCAAUUUGCAUUUUGGACCCAUGAUCAAUAAAAAGUACUCCACCUAGG